Molecule: messenger RNA, 137 nt
Organism: Meloidogyne enterolobii
Lineage: Eukaryota; Metazoa; Nematoda; Chromadorea; Rhabditida; Meloidogynidae
Source: the annotation of a GenBank genome assembly
CGGAAGAGAUGAAUGAAUUAAAGCGUGAAUUGAGACAUUUAAAGGCUAUUGAUCAACAGCAUGAAAGGGAAUCACGCGAAGCAUACCAAUUAUUGUCUCAACAAAAAACUUCUGAAUCGGUAAUUAAUGUCUUUUGA